Anolis carolinensis (green anole) is the source of this 3035-nucleotide messenger RNA. RefSeq names its product SPEG neighbor (gene spegnb). The transcript has 4 exons. Bases 1719 to 2465 code for a protein of 248 amino acids. NCBI's taxonomy places the organism in Eukaryota, Metazoa, Chordata, Lepidosauria, Squamata, Anolidae. The record is from RefSeq and is a predicted model, not a curated record. Gene Ontology annotation, molecular function: protein kinase activity; protein binding.
UAUUCUGAAUUUUCACCCCUUUAUACACAUGUCCCUCCAUGUCAUUUUUUACCUAUGCCAAACCAAAGACAAAACUAUCACAGAGUUUUAUUGGCAAGAGUUGUUCAAAAGACGUUUGCCAUUACCUUCCUUGGAGACCAGGAGAGUGUGACUUGCUCCCCCAAUGGAUUUCAUGGCUGAGCUGGAAUUUGACUCCUGGUUUCCAGAGUUGUAGACCAAUGCUCAAAUCACAACAACACAAUUUGCUUUAAAAAAUUAAAGAAGGAGCAGUGAGAAAGCAUGAGAGGGCUACAAAUGGAACAUGACAAUAUCUAGACACCUGCUGUAAAAUUAUAGGAAUGAUGUGGGAGGAAUGUAUCAAAGAAACAUAAUCUUUAAUCCCUUCUACUCUGAAAACAAAUGCUAAAUACCUUCCUUGGAUUAAAUAACUUUCUUUCCAUGUAGGAGGACAAAGGAACUCAGAAACAGCAAUUUUUAAAGCAGGAGGCAUGUGUGGUUGUGAAAGCUGAUAGUGAAGAAAGCAGACCGGAAGAAAACAAACAUAUUUGAAAAAUUGUCUUGGGGCAAGUUUCAACAGAUAACCACGCACUGCCAAAAAGUCAUAUUAAAUUAGCUUAAACCCUCACUAGAAGCAAAAUGCCCAAACUGUGGCCACCAUUUAGACAAAUCAUGAGUAAGAUUACUCAUUGGAAAAGACAACAAUGUAAAGAUAAAGCUCCUCAAAACCAUGCAACCAUCAUGGCUCCAUAGUUCAAAAAAAAAAUGUAACACCUCUCCCACUCACAAGCAGUACAGUAUCCAGCUCUCCUGCUAUCUUCAAUGGUUUGGAUAUCCUUAGAGAUUGAUGCACACCUCCUCAUAAGCCGUUCUGGUCCUCCUAAGGCUAUGUGAGUGUGUUAGCAUCAAGCAAUAGAGUGAAGGGGGCUCAGCUCGCUCCUUCCCAUCCCGCACUGUCUCUCAGCCAGAGGGCAGGAAUGGUGCAGCUGCUCCAUCUCGGUCCCUCUGGACUGGCCUAUGUGAUUACACAGCACUGGGCUGGAAUCAGCGUGGCCCCAAUACUCACAGGUACCUGGCAGCAGGCUAUAUAAGGGAACACCCAGGAUUCCUGGAUGGGCAAAGGAGAGGGCCCCCUGGCCAAAGAAGGAGACAUCUAGGCAGGAAUGCAAUUGGGCGCUCCAGCAGACCUGGAGUCUCCCUGCCAGAGAUAUAAAUUUGAGUGGGAUGAGGGGGCUGUGGCCUUUUUCCUGUCAGUGGAGCUCAACUGGUGCUGUUCACGGUAAGAGCAGGCUCCCAAGUCUCCUGCCUCAUGUCAGGGCAAACAUCAGCAUGCCCCAAGUCACGGCUGUGUCUUGAGUAACCAUCUCCUAAGGAGAUCUUACUUCUGGUCAAGAAAAACCCUUAGGUGGCUACAAUGGGGCUACUGUCCAUGAAGGCAUCAGAAGCUUCACAGAUAUCUAAACUGGGGUUUGACUUAUGAAGGGGAUGGCUGGGAGAAGAAUGUAGCCUAACCUCAGUGGGUCUGCUGGGGUAAUUUGCUUUGUUGGUUUCCAAAAAAACUGAGUAUGGAGCUCAGUGACAUUUCUUGGCAGAGUAUAAGCCAUUCAAGAUUGGAGGUGCCUUCAUAAAACAGUCAGUGGGAAUCAUCUUGAGCUAAGAGGGAUGAUGGUGGAAAGAGGAAGGAGGGUCUGUCCCAUGAGGAAGUGGCGAUUUUUUCUUGGAUGCUAACCUUGCUCUUUCAUCUCUCCUGCUCCCAGAUGUCCAAAGCUGCCCCCAAGAAAGCUGCAGCCCCUCCCCCAGCGGGAUUCACUCUGGACAUUAAUGACCCACAAGUACAGAAUGCUGCCAUCCGCAUCCAAGCCUCCUAUCGUGGUCACAGAUCCCGCAAGGAGCUGAAAGAGAAGGGCCCCCCACGGGUGCUGCAGAACCUCAAGGACGUGGUGCUGAUUGAAGGGAGUGCUGCCAAGCUGGAAUGCCGCAUCAGUGCCUUCCCAGACCCCUUCAUUCGCUGGUUGAAAGAUGGCGUGGAACUCAAGGACGGCCCCAAGUAUCGCUAUGUCUUUGAGGACCCUGACAUUGUCGCCCUGGUGGUGCGUGACGGCGCCCUUCCCGACUUGGGCAAGUACACCAUCACUGUGAAGAACCCCUUUGGAGAGUGCUCCGACUCAGCACGCCUUCUAAUAGAAGUGCCUGCCAAGAUUAAAAAAGGCCCAGACAGCACCAAGGCCAAGAAAGGCACCACUGUGAACCUGACUGCCCUGAUCAGCGGAGAGCCAGCACCUGAUGUCGGUUGGGCCAAAGACGGCGAGGAUAUUGAAGAGGAUGAUCGGUUGUACUAUAAUAUUGGCAGUGAUUCAACCACUCUCACUAUCAAAAAGGUGACGCCGGCUGAUGCUGGGAAGUACGAGGUGUUUGUGGAGAACAGUCUGGGCAUGGACCAGUCCUUUGCACGCCUUGAUGUGAUUUGAGCCCCAGCUUUCCGUCUAUACAGUCCCUGCCCUUCCCCACCUUGUCUCCAUCCUUGCCAAGUACGAUUCAGAAGGUUGUGCUGCCUGGCCGUGGGAACAAGCUAGGCAAAGAGAAGUGAUUCCCUCUUCUAGUGGUGUUACCAGGAUAUCUUCUUGUCUCCUGAAGAUGGAUGGGAACUUUUUGUUUUCUCUUCCUGUGUCUCUGGUUCUCUUGUCAGUGUCAUUCUACUUCGCAGUGGGAGCGCAAUGUCUUUCCUCGCUUGACUUGAUGGCAGAAAUUCCCCUCCCUACCCACCCUGCUUAGGGUAGAUAGGUGGGGGACAUGCAACUUUCUGGAUCUUGUCAGACUGCGACUCCCAUCACUUCCCAUAAUUGACUGUGCUGGACAGGCCUGAUGGGAGUUGCAGUCCUACAACACCUGAAGGGCCAGACUUUGGUCUGGGGCAUGUAAAUCGGGGAGCUGAAAUCCCCAGCACCUUAGAGCGAGUAAAGCAUGCCAGGAGCCUCCAGACUCUUUCUAAUCUGUUUUCUUGCUCUGUAAAACUCAAUAAAGCCAAUUGAUUAUACAAA